AUGUCAAGAGAAAAUGAGGAUCUCAGGUCACACAAGACCAGAAUCGAAAAUAUUCAAAAGGAACUAGAGCGUAUGUGGAAGGAAUUUAAGGAUUUGCAGAUGGAUAUUCUCAUGUUGCAACUCGAAAAUGGUGAACGUAGCAUUGCUGACCUUUCUCAAACCGAGGUGUAUGAUUUAAUAUCAUAUAAAGAUAUAGGUACGCUACAGCAAUAUCUUGAUGCAAGUGUCACCAACGAGCCAAUUCUUGGGGAUGAUCAUGAUAUCACAAAGGCUUCAGAUGACGUUGCACCUGAGGGAAGAGGAAACAUGAAACCAUCUGAUAACGUGGAUGAUGAGAUGAAGAAGCCCUAUCAAGGAGAGAGCAGCAAGUCUGGUGGUGUGGACAAUGAUGCCUAA
Messenger RNA from Eruca vesicaria subsp. sativa (arugula), 396 nucleotides. NCBI's taxonomy places the organism in Eukaryota, Viridiplantae, Streptophyta, Magnoliopsida, Brassicales, Brassicaceae. The record is from the annotation of a GenBank genome assembly.